Aspergillus ibericus CBS 121593 is the source of this 2207-nucleotide messenger RNA. RefSeq lists its product as uncharacterized. NCBI's taxonomy places the organism in Eukaryota, Fungi, Ascomycota, Eurotiomycetes, Eurotiales, Aspergillaceae. Gene Ontology annotation, cellular component: mitochondrion. The transcript has 2 exons. Bases 32 to 1999 code for a protein of 655 amino acids. The record is from RefSeq and is a predicted model, not a curated record.
UCCAUUUCCCCCAGCAUCCCAAACCUCCACCAUGUCGCCAUACCUCGGGCGCAUAAUCCCACGAGGGCCGUUACCAACCCACCUCCCUUCGCAACACCUCCGCCGAGCCAUACACCUCUCACGACCGUUAACCCGAACCGCUAUUUUCCCCCGUCCCGUCCGCAACACAACAGAGCCCCGAAUCCAGCUACGCAGCUUGUCCACGAGUAUUCCGUUACGCGCUAGCUCAUCUGAGCUCCUCGACGAUGUCCUCCCCAUCUGUUGUCCCGGAUGCGGUGCAUAUUCGCAGACCGUCGAGCCAAAUGAGGCUGGAUAUUAUGGGAAAACUAGGAAGCAGACGCGGAAGCUCCUGUCCGAGACGCAACAAGUGAUUGAUGGCCAGGAUGAGGGGUCUGGGGUUAAGGCUGAGGCGGAGAAGGCGGCGGGGAGGAUUCAGAAGUAUCUUGAGUCGACGGAGGAGGGAAAGGAAGGGGUUCCGAGGCCGAAAUUUGGAGCUUCUCUUGUGAAGGCUGCGGAUACGGCUGGUCGAUACUUGGAAAAGUCGAAGGUUCCGGUGCAGGUCUGCGAUAGAUGCCAUGAUCUGGUGCAUCAUAAUAAGGCUGUUUCGGCUGUGUCGCCGACGAUAGAUUCGCUCCGGGCGUAUCUUGAUGAGUCGCCUCAUAAGCAUAACCGUAUCUAUCAUGUGGUUGAUGCGGCGGAUUUUCCGAUGUCAGUGGUUAAGGAUGUCUACGAGACGCUUGGAAUUAUGGAUCCGCGGUCGAAGAACAGGCGCUCGGCGACUUAUAGCUAUAAGGCGGGGAAGAAGCAGCCGACUAUAAGUUUUAUUAUCAACAGGUCGGAUCUGUUGGCCGCUACGAAGGAGCAAGUGGACUCGAAGAUGGAGUAUGUACGCUCUGUUCUUCGUGAUACGUUUAAUCUCUCGCAUGAGGAAUUUCGCUUGGGAAAUGUGCAUAUGAUCAGCGCUCAGCGAGGCUGGUGGACGAAGAAAGUCAAGGAAGAGAUUAGGGAGCAUGGUGGUGGGAUCUGGGUGGUUGGCAAGGCCAACGUUGGAAAGAGCAGUUUCAUUGAGGCUUGCUUUCCCAAGGAUUCAAGGAACCUGGAGAAAAUCGCAGAGCUAAUUGAGCUCCGCGAGGAGGAAUCCAGAAUGGCCGCCCAUUACGACACCUCUGCCCUCGACUCAGAUGGACUUCUACCUCCUGCGCCGAGGGAAGACCUUUAUCCUAUCCUCCCGGUGGUGUCGUCUUUACCUGGAACGACGGUUUCCCCUAUUCGCAUCCCGUUUGGCCGUGGAAAAGGCGAAAUGAUCGACCUGCCGGGGCUUGACCGUGGCGACUUGGCCGAUCAUGUUCGUGAUAAGUUCAAGCGCGACCUGAUCAUGACCAAGAGGCAGAAGCCUGAACGCCACUCAAUCAAGCCGGGUCAGUCCCUACUGCUUGGGGGAGGCCUGGUCAGGAUCACGCCGGUGAACCCUGACGACAUAGUGAUUGCCGCUUGCUUCGUUCCGCUUGAGGCGCAUCUCACGAGAACGGACAAGGCCAUUGAAAUGCAAGCCGAGGAGCGCCCAUAUCCUGGCACCAACAUUGCGCAGGAGGGUUAUGGCAAGACUAUCGCUUCUGCAGGAGUUUUCGACUUGAAAUGGGACGUGACCCAAUCGCACCUCCCGCGGUCCAUUGCCAAGGCAGUUGCGGACAAGAAGAUGAAGAUGCCGUCUGUGCCCUACAAGGUCAUGUCGACCGAUAUUUUGAUUGAAGGAUGCGGCUGGAUCGAACUUACCGUGCAAACUCGAGCCAAGUCCGUCAAGGAGUCCGAGGCUGAGGCCGGGUCCCCAGGGUCCUUCCCGCAAGUCGAGAUCUUCACUCCUCACGGCCGCCAUGUUGGAUCUCGCGCUCCAAUUGAGUGCUGGAAGUUCAUUGCCGCUAAGAAGGUCUUGGACAAUCGUGCCAAGGGCCCUCGAGGACGGCAGAACAUUGGGCUGGAGAAGCGAGCCCGACAUGGCUGAACUUCAGCCCAUGGUUGGUUGGCAUUGCUUUCCAGCAUGAAUAACUUGUAUAGUAUAUGUUUGCAUAGCGAUUGGUGUUUCCAGGUGUCUAGAAGGGAUAAACAAAAAUGUACCAUAAUGCCGUUGUGGCUGGAUGUAACUAGUGUCUCGGUGGUGAGCAGAUUAUUAGAUUAUCAACGGCCUGCGUCUCCCGCGUGGGCAUCUUCCC